Messenger RNA from Meira miltonrushii, 987 nucleotides. RefSeq lists its product as uncharacterized. Gene Ontology annotation, biological process: protein sumoylation; double-strand break repair via homologous recombination. The record is from RefSeq and is a predicted model, not a curated record. Lineage: Eukaryota; Fungi; Basidiomycota; Exobasidiomycetes; Exobasidiales; Brachybasidiaceae. Gene Ontology annotation, molecular function: SUMO ligase activity; zinc ion binding. Bases 1 to 987 code for a protein of 328 amino acids. Gene Ontology annotation, cellular component: Smc5-Smc6 complex; nucleus. The transcript has a single exon.
AUGUCAUCUUCUUCAACGUCCAGAAGAUCAGGAGUGCAUUCAAGUAGAGGCAGGCCGACAGGGAGUACAACAGUCGCAUCAGAAGGAGGAUCAUCAAUGCAAGAUGGUAUGGAUGAAGAUACACCACAUACAAAUGGCAUCGAUCACGUUGAUGCGAUUGGUGAUAUAGAUGAAGCCUUGCACGAAUUCGAUCAAAGAUCUUUUCCAUUAAGUCAUUCUGCUGCCGAUGCGGGAAUUAAGGCUAGCAUCGAUACGAACUGGCCUCCUUACGAUUCAAUGUUGAAAGAUAUCAUUAAUACCUUAUCCGAAGUGGCAGAACAAAGAGCUGAUGCGAUCAGUGAACGAAAAGGUGAUGAAUCAGAUGCUAAAUUGGCAAGAUAUGAUGAACUUUGUCGUCAAUUUAUCGCCCUUCAAGAAGAAACAGAAGUGCGAAAGGCCUCCUUACAAGAUCUGCGUGAUCGGCUGACUAGGCGAGAAGAAGUGAAAGAUGCACCUGAACUAUACCAAAAGCAAGUGGAUCAAGCCAUGGCUGAACUUAAUGGCAAAACACAAAGGCAGAGAUACGGUCAAUCAAAGCUUUACGAACGUCAUCGAUCAAAAGUUUGGACAGCAUUGCACGACGAUGACGAUCCAAUGCCUCCUUUGGCAGAUAUCAUUCCGGCACAGGCAGACGAAGUAGAAGAAGAAACGGAUGAUAUCGCAAUGUACGGUGCUUCAAAACAACAAUACAAAUGUCCAUUAACAUUACGCAUAAUGGUAAACCCGAUGAAAAGUAAACUUUGUUCGCAUGCAUACGAACGAGAAGCAAUCACCGAUUAUUUGGGAAAUACCACAAAAGAAUGUCCGGCCGGAUGUCAUACAAAGAUGAAAAAGAAUAAUUUGUAUGAAGAUCCGGAUUUCACAAGAGAAUGCAAAAAUUUCUCUAGACGUCAAGAGCGUCGUUUGCAGCGUGAUCGUACACAAACCCAAGCAGUUUGCUUGGACUGA